Molecule: messenger RNA, 1477 nt
Organism: Melospiza melodia melodia
Lineage: Eukaryota; Metazoa; Chordata; Aves; Passeriformes; Passerellidae
Gene: RELT
Product: RELT TNF receptor
Biological process (GO): apoptotic process
Source: RefSeq, a predicted model, not a curated record
GCCGGGGCCGAGCGCCGCCCCAGCGCUCCCCGGGGAUGCUUUGACUUUAAUUCUGGAAUUUUGUGGCGUCCCGGUCGUUUCCACCGCUCCCCCGGGAGUGCGAUAUGCCGAGUUUCGCUCCAUCUGCCGGACAAUCCCUCCUUGUCCCGGGCAGUCUCCAGCAGCCGCUCCCCGAAGUUUUCCCGAACAGUUGCUCCUCUUUCCCUCCGUUUGUCGCAGGAGCUGAAACCCUGUUCCCCCUCGGGGAGGGGAAGCCCUGGCUGGAAUCCCGGCGGGCAGCUUUGGGUUACGGAUUCCAUUACGGGGAGCUGGGAAUGCACGGCUCAUGCGAUCCGGAGGGGUCUGGGGAGGCUUCCAACGCCGAGUCUCCUCUUCUGCUGUGUUGGCAUUGGUGCAGAGGUCUCUCCAAGGUGAUGAAGAUGAGCAGGUGAUGAAGAGGAGUGGGAUGCACUGGUGGCUUGUCACCGUCCUAGGGGUGCUGAGCGGACCUGCCCGGAGCAGCGCCGGGAGCUGCAGCGCCCCGGAGCCGGGCACGGCGGGAUGCCCGCCCGGAGAGGAGCCCAGCGGGGAUCCGUCGGGGUCGUGCCGAGCUUGUCCCCCCGGCACCUUCUCUCUGGGGGCUGCGUCCUGCGCCGCUCACACGCAGUGCCGGGCCGGGAACAGGGUGCUGGUGGCAGCGGGGACGGCGGCGAGCGACAGCCGCUGCGGAGCCUGCCUGCCGGGGUUCCACAGCCCCGGAGGGGACAGGGAGCCCCGGGGCCGGUGCCUGCCCUGCGCCACUGCGCCCCACAGCACCCCGGGCUGCCCAGGCCGGCGGCGAGCCCGCAGCCCCGAGAUGCCGGGCAGGACACCGGGCACCAACGGGACACGCGUGACCCUGCUGGGUGAGGAGGAGGAGGAGGCGGCAGCAGCGCAGGCGGCCGUGCUCACCAUCGUCCCGGUCUUCUGUGCCAUGGGCUUGCUGGGAAUCCUGGUGUGCAACCUGCUGAAGAAGAAGGGUUAUCACUGCACCGCCAGCAAGGAGCCCCAGCCUGCCGGCACCGGUGCCAGCUCCAUCUACCAGCUGGAGGAUGCCAACGAGGACACCAUCGGGGUGCUGGUGCGGCUGAUCACCGAGAAGAAAGAAAACGCAGCGGCGCUGGAGGAGCUGCUGAAGGAGCACCAGAGGCAGCAGCUGAUGCCACCGAGCUGUGCCCCCCUCAAUAAGCUGCACCUCCUGCCUCAGUUUCCCCCCGCCUGCCACCACCAGCAGCACCUGCACACAGUGCAGGGCCCGGCCCCGUGUGCCCGCUGUGACCACAAGUGGCCCGAGGUGCUGCCACCGCUCAGUGCCACCAAAGCCCCCAAAGCCGGAGCUCAUCCCGGCGAGGUGACCAUCCUCUCCAUCGGCAGGUUCCGGGUGUCCCGGAUCCCGGAGCUGAGGAGCGAGGCCGGGGAGCCCCUCCGCGGUGCCCUCCCCGCUGGCAGCGGGAUGUGA